CUUGAAGUGCAGACAGGUCGCGGCCUUCAAGUUACCCUGACUCGCAAGGUUUCGCAAUGCCCGGAGAACCAUCGCGGUCGACUCUUAUAGAUGUAACGAACCAACAACUACAUUCCUUCCUGUCUGGCAGACUCGAGGGCUCGUCCCCAGACCAACUGUGCGACAUCAUAUCUGCCCGUUCCUUGCAACUUCGAAAUGUCGCCAAACCUUAUGGAACGCCCACACCGGCGUCACGAAAAGCAGUCGAGGCUGGCUCAGUCACGCUCGCGGAUGGUGUUGUGUUGCAAGUCGACGAAGUCGAGAGGGAGUUCACACUUGCAAUUAGUACUCGGUUCGGGAUUGAUGAAAUUCAGGCUUUUGUUCUCCUUCGAUCAUUCCUAUAUAAUGAAGGUCUCUCAAAUAACGGAGGCUCAACCGAUAAAGGCGUUGUGGACGAGCUCAUCGCAGCAAUCACGCCAUUCUACUACUCCGAACGCCUAUUCGUAUUGCGCGCCCUCAUUCCACUGUUCCGUGCCCACGAAAACACUGGCGACUCAAUCCAUGCCGUUGCCACGAAGUGUCUUCCCAGAAUCCUACAAGACAGUCAUCAAUUCGCACUCGACCUCAUAACAGAAUACCUUCACAAAACUGAAAUGGACAUCCCAGAGGUUUUGCAUGCCGAUGCACGUAUUGCCUCUCGUUGGGCUAAGCAGAACAUGAAGGAGCAACUCGUGACGCUAGAGGUGCUCUUUUGGACAGUCUGGGGGUAUGUUCCUUGCGAUGGACCUUUGGUUGUUCGAAUAUUUGAAGCUGCUUACAACACGAACCUUGGCUCCUCGCAGAAAAACUCGACCCUUUUGUUAGAUGAUGAAGGCAAUCAACUGCAGCAUGAUUGCGCGGCGUUAUGGAUACUUGUCACUGUAGAGGUCCUUGAGUUGGAGAAAGUGGCAGAGGAUGGAGGAAUAGAGAUUUCGGCAACUCCUUCUGACAAAACGUUCUAUCCCUCUUCGCCAGAGUCACUCAGACGGAUUCAUGAAAUCGUGACAUCCAACUUGUCCAGCCAGCACGCGUGCACACACCUAGCAUGGGCCUUCGUUCUGUCGCGGUUGACCUCAAAAGCUGGUCAAUUGAAAGAGAUUCCAGAAUCGUAUCGCGGGUUUUUAGACUCCCUGCAUCCGCACCACAAUCGCUCUAAGGAAAGGGAGCCAUCGCAUGUACUUAUGGCACGGGCAGCUUUCAGUCCUGAAGCCGGCCUUUUCAAGCUCUUGUUGACUCUCCUUACAACCUCCCCACUGUUUGUUACCUCCGUUGCUUGGAAGACAGGGUCGACUGUAACCGACCCAAAUGCUAUUGCAUUCCGCUCUGUACUCAAAGGCUUUGGUCAUUGCAAUGGUUGAAUUGGUCCC
Messenger RNA from Suillus discolor, 1385 nucleotides. RefSeq lists its product as uncharacterized. Lineage: Eukaryota; Fungi; Basidiomycota; Agaricomycetes; Boletales; Suillaceae. Gene Ontology annotation, molecular function: structural constituent of nuclear pore. The transcript is spliced from 3 exons. Gene Ontology annotation, biological process: protein import into nucleus; RNA export from nucleus. The record is from RefSeq and is a predicted model, not a curated record. Bases 57 to 1376 code for a protein of 439 amino acids. Gene Ontology annotation, cellular component: nuclear pore inner ring.